Leptopilina heterotoma is the source of this 609-nucleotide messenger RNA. RefSeq names its product high mobility group nucleosome-binding domain-containing protein 5-like. NCBI's taxonomy places the organism in Eukaryota, Metazoa, Arthropoda, Insecta, Hymenoptera, Figitidae. The coding region runs from base 1 to 609 and encodes 202 amino acids. The record is from RefSeq and is a predicted model, not a curated record. The transcript has 3 exons.
AUGAAGGGACGUCGACGUAUCUCCGCAUGUGAUCAAAUGGAUAGAGAUUUUACCUAUUGGAGUGAGAGAGAGGAAGAGAUGGUGUUGGAUAUAGUGGACCACCUGAGUGAAGAAGAGUGUGAGAUAGUGCAGGGUGAUCAUGAGAGUGAGGGAGAACAAGUUAUAGUUGUUGACGAUGAGAGUGAGGAAGAAAAAGAUCUUGUGGUGGUAGACAGUGAGGAAGAACAAGUGAAAAGGGGUCAGCAAGUGAAAGAAGAGGAGCGUGAGGGGGAGACUGUGCAUGAGAGUAAAAGAGAACAAGAUAUAGUGGUUGACGAUAAGAGUGAGGAAGAACAAGAUCUUAUGGUGGUGGACAGUAAGAAAGAACAAGUGAAAGGGGGUAAGCAAGUGGAAAAGGAGGAACAUGAAGGAGAGAAUGUGCAUGGGAAGAGUGAGGGAGAGCAAGAUACGAAUGAUGAACGUAAGAGUGAGGAAGAAAGAGGUAUGGAAGAUGUACGUGAGAGUGAGGGAGAACGUGAUAUGCAAGAUGUUCAUGAAAGCAAGGGAGAGCGUGAUAUGCAAGAUGUACAUGAGAGCGAGGGAGAGCGCGAAAUGCAAGAUGUACAUUAG